Messenger RNA from Arabidopsis arenosa, 2643 nucleotides. The record is from the annotation of a GenBank genome assembly. NCBI's taxonomy places the organism in Eukaryota, Viridiplantae, Streptophyta, Magnoliopsida, Brassicales, Brassicaceae.
GGCGGCGGGAACAACAGCUAUUCAAGACGUUAAUGGAGAUUCUGGUUUCUCUUUCCAUUCUUGCUCUCCUCUUUUCCGGAGUAGUAGCUGAUUCAAACAACAUCGUUUUCGAAGAGGUUAGAGUUGGAUUGGUGGUGGACUUGGGUUCUAUACAAGGAAAAAUUCUCCAAACUUCUAUUUCCUUAGCGCUGUCAGAUUUCUAUCUUGUAAACAACAGUUAUCGAACCAGAGUCUCUGUUUUGGCUAGAGACUCCCGAGGAGACCCUUUGCUUGCUCUCGCUGCCGCUAGUGAUCUUCUCCAAACGGGAAAAGUGAAAGCCAUUGUUGGUGCAGAAUCAUUACAGGAAGCAAAGCUAUUAGCCGCGAUUAGCGAGAAAGCUAAAGUUCCUGUGAUAUCUACUUUGGUGCCAAACACUUUGUCUUUGAACAAAUACAAUCAUUUUAUUCAAUGGACGUACGAUAUUACAUCAGAGUCUAAGGGGAUUACGAGUCUCAUACAAGAAUUGAAUUUGAAGUCGGUUGUGGUUAUAUAUGAGGAUGUUGAUGAUUGGAGAGAAGGUUUGCAAAUAUUGGUGGAUCAUUUCCAAGAUGGUGGAGUCCAAAUCGACCGUACUACUUCUUUCUCAGAAUUUUCAUCAGAAGAAGAUUACAUGGUCUAUCAGCUACGGAAGCUCAAGUCCGCUAGAGCAGCCGUUUUCGUUGUACAUAUGUCGGAGAUUCUUGUUUCUCGUCUCUUCCAAUGUGCGGAGAAAUUAGGAAUGAUGGAAGAAGGAUAUGUUUGGAUACUCACCGCAAGAACCAUGAAUUAUUUUCAUUACUCAGAUGGUUUUGCAGUUAGGUCAAUGCAAAGGGUCAUUGGUUUCAGAUCAUACAUUCCAGUAUCAGAACAAGUAAUGAAUUUUACUUCAAGAUUGCGAAAAGUAAUGGUUGAUGAUGACACAGCGCAGAUAGAAACAGAGCAUUUUAGUGUUGUGAUCAGUGUAUGGGCACAUGAUAUUGCUUGUAUUCUAGCAACUGCCGUAGAGAAUAUAUGGCUAAGAGCCUCUAAUGAAUCAAAUCUUCUUGAGACGAUUAAACAAAGUGGAUUUAAGGGUUUGAGUCAUGGUGACAUGCAAAUCGUUGGCAACAAAUAUCUCUUAGGAACUUUUGAGAUUGUGAAUAUGGUAGGAACAGGGGUUAGCAGAAUAGGAUUAUGGAGUUGUUAUAAUUUCUGUGGAAGAAGACACGUCAUGGUUUCUUCUAUCAAUGAACUUGAAACCAUUAGCUGGCCUGGCGGGUCUGGUAGAAUCCCGAGACAUCGGUUAUUGGAAGAGAACGGUGAAAGGAAGUUGCUCAGAGUCUUGGUUACCUCAAGAAAUAACUUCCCACAUCUGGUGGCGGUGCGUCCUGAUCCUGAAACAGGUCUUAAUAUUGUCAGUGGAUUCUGCAUAGAGGUUUUCAAGGCUUCCAUUGCUCCUUUUGACUACGAGCUGGAAUUUAUACCUUAUAAUAGAUCUUCUAACUAUGAUGAUCUUGCUAAUGAAUUAUUUACUCAGAGAGACAAAUAUGAUGCAGCUGUUGGUGACAUCACCAUCACUUACAACAGAUCUUUGUAUGUUGAUUUUACCUUGCCUUACACUGAGAUGGGUGUUGGAGUCCUGACGGUAAAGAAAAAGAAAGAGAGCAUGUGGACGUUCUUUGAACCUCUUGACAAAUCCUUGUGGCUAGCAACUGGAGCUUUCUUUAUCUUGACUGGCUUUGUUGUUUGGUUGGUUGAACGAGCGGUUAAUCCUGAAUUCCAGGGCUCCUGGGGGCAGCAGCUUGGUAUGAUGCUUUGGUUUGGGUUUUCCACCAUUGUGUUUGCUCAUAGGGAGAAACUGCAAAAAAUGUCAUCAAAAUUCGUAGUCAUAGUUUGGGUGUUUGUUGUGUUGAUAUUGACUUCAAGUUACAGUGCAAAUUUGACAUCGACCAAAACCAUUUCUCGCAUACAAUUUAGUGAGGUGCUUAGAAACCCUUCACAAUAUAGAAUGCUUUCAACCAAUAGUACUCCCAAUACCUUUGACGACUAUGUUCAAGCUUUGCGGGAUGGAACUAUCUCUCAUUUUGUUAGUGAAAUACCGUAUCUCAAUGUCUUUCUUGGACAUUAUCCGGGUGUCUUCGAGAUGCUAGGUAGAGACACUACUAGCAAUGGCUUUGGGUUUAUGUUCCAGAAAGGCUCGGGUUUGGCUCCUAACGUGUCAAGAGAAAUCGCGAAGCUAAGGUCAUCACGAAUGUUGAAAGAUAUGGAGAAAAGAUGGUUUCAAAAGAUGGAUUCCUUUGUAAAUCCAUACACUGAUUGGUCUGAAAUCGACGAUGCAUUUAACCGCCUCACCAUCCAUGAAUUGGGCGGUUUGUUCGUCAUUGUUGGAGUUUCUCAUGCUCUUGUACUAGCCUUGCAUCUCUAUCAGACACGGCGAGAGAUAUCACGUGCCUUGUGGGAAUCUCGACUCUUCACCAAAUUGCAAAACUUCUCAGGCUUCUAUAAGUAAAAUGAUCAUUAUCCAUAAGCUUCAGUGUAGCUUUGGCAGUGGAUCUCCCUAAUUUACAGUUAUAAACUUAAAAGAAUGUUGAAUGUAAUAUUUCCUGCUAUGAAUUGAGUUUGUUAAAUAACCUAAUAACUUUUUA